AUGGGAGAUAAAGUGAAGUGGUCGUUGAAGAACACUGACGGAAGAGAAAAGGAUACCACCAAAUGUUGUGGGUUUCAUCAAGUCCAUGGGCAUAAAACCACCGAAUGCAAGACCUUACUCUGCGAAGUGAAUGACUUGGUCAACUAUGGCCAUUUACAUAACCUGUUGACCGAAAGAGGAAAGGUUCUUCUAGCCAAAAGAAAGGAAAAAGCCACAGAAGACGGCAUACCAGAGCCCACCGAAACUAUUGUAGUCAUCGUCGGGGGGUUGGAGAUUAGUGGAAUUUCUCACUCGACUGCCAAAAGAAAUGCCAGAGCCGCCAUCAACCCAGAAGCAAGGAAAGGGCGGCCGACAAAGACUUCUUCUGACCAAGUGAUAACAUUUAAUGAUAGUGAGGCAACCGAUUUGUUGGAUCCACACCACGAUGCACUUGUCAUUUCCAUCCAGGUGGCAAAUUGUAUAAUCAAGCAAGUAUUGAUCAACAACAGGAGUUUGGCGAACGUCUUGAUGUUGAGCACCCUCAAGAAGAUGAACAUUGAUGAAAAUCAUGUUGUUUGA
Tripterygium wilfordii is the source of this 558-nucleotide messenger RNA. RefSeq lists its product as uncharacterized. Lineage: Eukaryota; Viridiplantae; Streptophyta; Magnoliopsida; Celastrales; Celastraceae. The record is from RefSeq and is a predicted model, not a curated record. Bases 1 to 558 code for a protein of 185 amino acids. The transcript has a single exon.